AUGUCCCAUCAAUACCGCAAACACUUCACCCCCCUCGAAUCCAACCCCUCCCUCUUCACCUCCCUAGCCCACACCCUCGGCCUCUCACCCGCCCUAGAGUUUCACGAUGUCCUCUCCCUCCACGACGCCGACCUCCUCUCUCUAACCCCACGUCCAGCCCACGCCCUCAUCAUAGUCUUCCCCACCUCCCCCAACUACGAAGCCGAACUCACCACCAAGGACAAGGAUAUCACCCAGUACACAAGCAGCGGUGACAACGAGCCAAUAAUCUGGUACAAACAAACCAUCAACAACGCCUGCGGCCUCUACGCCAUCCUCCACGCCGUCAGCAAUGGCCACGCUCGAGACUUCAUCAGUAAAAACCCCUUAUCCCAUCCCAUCCCAUGCUUACGACAUGGCAGUUAA
Molecule: messenger RNA, 405 nt
Organism: Podospora anserina S mat+
Lineage: Eukaryota; Fungi; Ascomycota; Sordariomycetes; Sordariales; Podosporaceae
Exons: 1
Coding region: 1-405 (134 amino acids)
Biological process (GO): ubiquitin-dependent protein catabolic process; protein deubiquitination
Cellular component (GO): cytoplasm
Molecular function (GO): cysteine-type deubiquitinase activity
Source: RefSeq, a predicted model, not a curated record